AUGCACGCUUCUCUUGCCUUCCUCGCCGCGUCGCGUCGACGUCGUCUGUGCCAUCAUCGCCAAUAUCCUACAUUUUCGGCACGACUUGCUUCGAUGAAACGUAUCUUCGAUCUCCUUGACGAUAUUCUUGAGCGAAUGGCACCCCUCAUGGACGUGAGGAUGUCUGAGCCUCUCGCCUCCAGCUUGACAAACCAGACACCCGGAUACAGCUUUCAUGGUCGACAGACAAGUGAUACUCUUGCUAGGCCGCUCGAUGCUUGGAGGGACAAGUUGAAGGAUCGUGGAGCAAUCAUUGCGACACGUAGGCAAGGCCACCAAUCUAUCACUAUCGGCUGCCUUUCGGUGUCGAAUCUGGCGGCAUAUAGAUCACGCCGAGCGCAUGCGUUCGGUUGUUAUCAGUAGCCAAGAGCUGGUGAAGUUAUCUGCGUGUCGACAUCGAAGAUCAACGUCUCAUUGUUAGAGCUCCGGAGGUGAUGCCUUCACUGCUCGUUGAGGAGCAAUUACCCCCUCAAUGA
Microbotryum saponariae is the source of this 515-nucleotide messenger RNA. Lineage: Eukaryota; Fungi; Basidiomycota; Microbotryomycetes; Microbotryales; Microbotryaceae. The record is from the annotation of a GenBank genome assembly.